AUCCAUCCCCGCAUCCCCGGCCGGAGCCUUCUUCCCUUCUCCCCCCCUGAAACCCGAUAUUAUGCGGGGAACGAGGGGGGCUGGGCGGAUCACAGGGGAACAGCGCACCGGUUCAGACGACGCUUCGCAGACUGGCAGUGGUAGCCAGCGAUGGUGGACCCUUCGGAUGCUGAGGAGCAAAGCAAGUGCAAAGGCCCGCAGCUCGACCCCCCUGCUGUGGCCCCCGAGGACCAGCGCCUGCCCGACCAGGCCGACGGCACCACCACAGAGGAGGAUGGAGACGGUUUUGAGACGCCACCUUCCGGCAGCCCCGAGCCGAGCCCCAGUCGGGCCGCGUCGCCGCCACCGGCGGGGCCGGACGUUCCCUCUGAGGAACCGGCCCCCCCCAAGCUGCACCUGGACCUGUACAACUUUGACUCGCCGGCCGCCGAGGGCAGUCGCUACGUGCUGACGAGCCCCCGCUCCUUGGAGGCGUGCGCCCGCUGCGGGGUCAAACCGGUGGAGCUGCUGUCCCGCCCCCUCGCCGACUUCGUCCGGGAGGCCCCCGGGCGCUCCAUGCGGGUCGCCACCGGUCUGUUCGAGGUCUACGAGAAGGACAGGCACGGAAAGCUGAGGCAGUGCCGGGAGGAGAGGGAGAGGAUCGUCCGGGAGGAGAAGAGGCGGAUGCUGCAGGCGGCAGCCAACAGCAGCGCCGCCGCUACCCCGUCCUCACCCGGAGGGGUCGGGGCCUCCCCUCCUCAGUCCGGGAAGGCCUCCAGCUCGGUUCCUGAUGGAGAAACAUCCUCUGCAGCGACUGUUGUAGCUAAAGCCGCCCCCUCCUCCCCCAAAUCUAUCCCAGCAUCCUCAAAAACUGUCCCCACAACCUCGGCCCCACCUUCCAAGGCUGGGGCUCAAGGAUCUGCCAAACAUUCACCGUCCUCACCGUCUGGACACGCCAGAGCCCCCCGGCCGCUCUCGUCCGGCCCCCCGGCGGUGGUCAGGAGGUACUCGGGGGCCAAAUCCUCCAACACCUUUCCCAGGUCCACACCCAAACCUCCGGCCUUCCCAAGAGCCAAGUCCACCUUGACCUCGUCGGUGUCGAAGUCGCCGGUUCAGAGCGCCGCGACGCCUCAGAACGGCUUGACCAGACCUUUCUCUCAGCACAACGGACAUCUUGGACUCCAUGCCAAAGAGCGAGGAAAAAGCCACUCGCUGGAGUCUCUGCAGCGCAGGAUGGAUCCCCUCUGCCCUUCGACCUCCACCACCACCACCACAUGCACCUCCGACGAGUCGGGCGCCUCCUCCUCCUAUAGCUGGGACGGAGCGCGGGACCGCUGGGCCAAGGUGUCCAGCCCCCGGGCUCGCACCCUGGCCACCUUCAACUCUCUGAUGGGCCGCAGCCUCAGCCUGGGCGACCUCAGCCACUCCCCCCAGACCACGCAGAAGGUGGAGCGCAUCGUGAAGGAGGUGAAGCGGCGAGGCCUGAAGGCCGUGUCGGAGCGCGACCGCAAGAUUGCCGCCCUGAUGCUGGCGCGCUACCAGGAGGAGGACAUCAUGAGCCAGACCCGCUACGUGGCCCACCUGCAGUGGGACAGCGAGCGGCGCAUGGAGGAGCUGCGGCGCGAGCAGGAGGACCGGGAGAAGCAGCGCGCCGUGCUGCAGUGCCAGCGGGUUUGGCAGACCAAGGUGACCCGGCGGCAGCGGCGCCUCAGCCAGCAGGAGCGGGACUCGACGGCCGCCAGGAUGAGGCAGGCGGAGGAGAGCGAGGAGCGCUGGAGGGAGAUGGCGGAGCAGCAGGAGCGCAGCCGCCUGCUCCGGCUGCAGCUGGCGGCCCGCGAGGAGAAGCACAAGAAGGCGCUGCAGGAGCAGAACCUGCGGGCGCUGGAGGAGGAGCGCGCUGCCAUGCUGGAGCAGGAGCGGCUGCUGCUGCAGGAGAAGCUCACCAUGGCCGAGCUGAAGCGGCAGGAGCGGGAGCACCAGUCGCAGGAGGAGCGCCGUGGCCUGAACAAGGCCGAGAAGCGCCGCCACGCCGCCCUGAUCCAGGAAAUCGCCCGGCGGGAGCAGGAGGAGCGGGAGGAGGCCAGGAGGGCGGCGGAGGAGAAGCUCAGCCGCUCCCUGGAGAACUACGAGCACAUCGUGGAGCGGCGGGGCCUGGAGCUGAAGGAGAAGGCCAAGCGCGAGGAGAAGCAGAUCCAGAAGGCCCGCAAGGCGGCGGAGCGGCGCGAGCGGCAGCAGCAGCAGCUGAUGGCCACCCGGGUCAAGGAGGCGGAGAAACGCGCCCAGCAGGCGGCGCUGGCGGCGGAGGAGAAGGCCAGGGAGAAGGCCCAGCGGGCCGUGCAGAGCCGGCAGGAGAAGGAGCGGCUGCAGAAGCAGAACCGGCAGCGCGUGGAGGACGAGGAGCGGCAGCGGCGCCACGAGCUGCUGCAGUCCAUCGAGAGGAAGCUGGAGAAGAGCGAGCAGAUCUUCCGGGAGAAGAAAGCGGUGCUGGAAAGCGCCCGCUCCGUGGCCCAGGCCUCCUUCCACGUCCGCGACAAAGUGCGAGAGGAGACCAACAUGCGCACCUUCGACAAGAUGGCCCUGGAGGCGCGGCUCAAGGCCAGCCUGGACGAGAAGUGAACCGCGGGCCGUCGCGGCGGCCCUCGUCACUACAGCAGCUUUACCCACAACCCCCCACUGCUCCGUUUUACCUCCCGUCAUCUCCAUGAGCAGCUUCCUCACGUUUUGGAUUUCCAGAGGCCCCAGCAACACAAACAAACCAUUUUUGUAUCAUGGAUUUAUUCUCCCUCGACCCGGCGCCCGCUGAAGCCUCCGGGGACCCGAUGGGGAGAGAGCGCCCUCCACUCUCUCUCCCUCUCUC
Messenger RNA from Cololabis saira (Pacific saury), 2836 nucleotides. It is a transcript of the gene ccdc177, whose product is annotated as coiled-coil domain containing 177. The transcript is spliced from 2 exons. The record is from RefSeq and is a predicted model, not a curated record. Bases 151 to 2595 code for a protein of 814 amino acids. Lineage: Eukaryota; Metazoa; Chordata; Actinopteri; Beloniformes; Belonidae.